AUGGAACACCAAUUCAAACCACAUCAAACUACCCCGCAACAUGCGCCAUUCAGCAACUUCCUGCCACUUCCCACCUUUGAGUCUGACAACAAAGGCGAUCUCGACAUCACGGAGGCAAUAAUUCUCGGGCUUGACAGCAUAGUUAUUGCUGGAACAGGAGCCAGCAAGAUGAUGCCCUUCAUGAUGCCCCUCCUUCUCGAUGACAAGAAGAAGGUGAUCGUAAUCUCACCUCUCAAAGUUCUCCAAUCAGAGCAGGCUGAAAGAUUCGAAAAAAUGAAGCUGGCAGCUGUUGCUGUUAACGGUGACACAUGGAAUUCCGAGCUACAGAAGGAUCUCGAGCAAGGGAAAUAUCGCAGCAUAUUCAUGUUGCCUGAGAUGUGUCUGAAGCAUACUGAAUUCCGUAACCACCUGACCUCAAGCUUUCAAGAUAUAUGUGCCGUUAUUGUCGAUGAGGCCCAUUGCAUCGCGCAGUGGGGCGGAGAUUUCCGUACCGCCUACAGCGAGAUUGGAAAGCUGCAUGCCUUCUUUCCGCCCAAUAUUCCCAUCCUCGCUACCUCCGUGACUCUCCCACAAGCUGCCCUCCAGGAGGUUUGCUCUCAGCUCGGCAUCGAUGCCGCAGACAGUUUCUUUCUCAAUCUCAGCAACGACCGCCCCAACAUCGAGUUCUCUCCCAACCCCUCAACACCUGAUGACUUCCGCAAGAGCAUUGUCUUCAUCGAUUCAGUACAGUCGUCCCACCAGGUCCUUUGUGAGGUCCAUUCGUGGUAUCCAUGUCACCUCCGCAAGCACAUUGACUUCCUCCAUGCCCACCGAUCACCCAAGGCCAAGUGGCAGGCGAUGCGGCGAUUUAGGAAUGGCCGCACAAGAAUCCUCAUCGCUACCGAGGCAGCAGGCAUGUUUGGCGUUCCCUUGUCACUGUCAGUCUGGAUGCAACAUGCGGGGCACGCAGGCCAAGACCCAAGCAUCAAUGCACGCGCCAUUCUUCUGGUGGAAAAAUCAAUGUUUGAACAGCAGAAAAUACAGAAAGGCCGCAAGAAGAAGGGGGUGGGUGAUGAAGCUGUGCGCGAGGUGGAGGAGGAAAUUGGUGGUGGUGACGAGGUUGAGGUUGAGGUUGAGGUUGAGGAGAUAAGGAAUGAGGAAGAUGCCGAGGGAGCAGGUGAUGAUGUAGCAGGAGCUGUGGGGGGUGAUGCCGAGGGGCCACCUACUGUAGACAAGCAUGCAGAGACACCAAGACCAGGUUAUGAGUUUUGUAAAAAGGUUGACAAGGACCUUCGAUGUUGGAUUGUGACCAAGGACUGCCGGAGAGAUGUGGCUGAUGAUUACUUCGGCAACCCUCCUCGAGAGAAAGCACCCACCAGAGCAUGCUGCGACAACUGUGAUGGCCUACCGGCUGAUCUUGAAUCCUCGUGGCCUUCAACACCUGUUCAGUCAACACCUCCGGGCAGCAGCCACUCAACCCCUUCGAAAUCCAUCAACAAAAAUGGCAAGCGUCUGAUGACAGAGGGCAAGAAACCGUCAACACGAUGUGGCGACCUUCUCCAGGCCACUCGGGAUGCUCUGAUCAACUGGCGGUUCAACACGAAGCGAGCAAGAUACAACCCCAGUUCCGUCACUGCUGAGUCUCUCAUGCCAGAGAAUGUCUUGAAAACUCUCGCCUCUUCUCGCCGGAUCUCAUCAAUCAAGAAUAUCGAUGUCAACUGCGUUGUUGGGCUUGUCCGGUUCGGAGUUGGGUUUGUCUUCGACAGGGUACUCAUUUCCCUCAAGAUCAUGGUUAUCAAACAAAUUGUCCUCCUGGGGCAGUCUCGGCAUUUCGUGUGCUCAGAGAGGAGGUUGUAUGAUGCAGUAAACCAAUAUGGGUUGUAUGGGGAAUAA
Molecule: messenger RNA, 1872 nt
Organism: Cyclocybe aegerita
Lineage: Eukaryota; Fungi; Basidiomycota; Agaricomycetes; Agaricales; Hemipholiotaceae
Source: the annotation of a GenBank genome assembly